Molecule: messenger RNA, 1363 nt
Organism: Nezara viridula (southern green stink bug)
Lineage: Eukaryota; Metazoa; Arthropoda; Insecta; Hemiptera; Pentatomidae
Source: the annotation of a GenBank genome assembly
CUGUGCCCUACUACAGUCACUAAGCUGUCCGCCUAGCAAGUGAACGUCUCACCAAUCCAACCAUAUAUUCAUUACAUCAAGUAGUUUCAUAAGCCAGAUAACCAUUUCAAUGAAAUCUAUCUUCAUAGUAUUAUUCUUAAUAUCACGAUCUAGUUCGAAAUCGCCUUUCGAUAAACUUCUUGUCGUAUCUUACGAUGGAUUCCGCUAUGAUUACCUGGACCGGGAGCUCACGCCAUAUAUGUACUCUCUUAAAAGCAGUUCUUCCUUUGCCAAACAUGUAAUUAACGUUUUCCCGACUCAAACUUUUGUCAACCAUUUCUCCAUUGCGACUGGACUGUAUUCAGAAACCCAUGGUGUCAUUGGCAACACUGUCUUCAACUCAAAAACCGGAAAACUGAUGAGAUAUGGUCAUGAAUUAUUCCAUUACAACAAUGACAUAACUCCUAUAUGGACAUUGAAUCAAAAAGCUGGCCAAGGGCGCCAUAGCGGUGUUAUGAUGUGGCCCGGAUCCCAGUUUCCUUACUCAAAUAUCGUCCCCACAUUUAUCAACGUAUUCGAUCGCGGUACUGCUUGGGAAAACCGCAUCUCCACUGUUAUGUCCUGGUUCCUCCAUCCCAAGUCACCAGCUAACUUGGUGAUGAUGUACAUCGAAGAACCAGACGAUGAGGAGCAUACCAGCGGUCCUGGUUCUUCGCAAACCCGUGAGCGCCUAAGAAGAGUUGACAAGAUCACAGAGCAUCUUUUCAAGAGCUUAAAAAAUAACUCGUUAACAGAUGUGAAUGUCGUGCUACUUAGCGAUCAUGGGAUGGAAGGUGUCACCCUUGAUCGCAUGAUCGAUCUAACAAAGUUUGUCGGUGAUAAAGCAGCCAUGUACGGUACUUCCCCGGUGUUACACAUUUAUCCCAAUAAAGGCCAAAGCAUAGUUGACAUAUACUCUAAACUUAACGAAGCAGCUGCAAGAAACAAGCACUUCAAAGUCUACCUAAAAGAAAGUAUCCCUGAGCACUUCCACAUCAAGGAUUGCCAACGGACAGCACCAAUAAUCGCUGUAGCUGAGCCAACGUACGCUUUUCAAGAUUACUACGGUGCCAUAGAUUGGCAAAUAAACAAUAAAGGAGCUCCGAGAAAUGGCACUUACGGCAUCCACGGGUACGAUCCUCAAACCAUCAACAUGCGUCCAUACUUCAUGGCCCACGGACCAAAGUUCAAAGAGAACUUCAAUGCAGGUGAAUUGAGAAUAAUAGACAUGUAUCCACUCUUUGCCAACAUUCUUCAGCUAGAGUUACCUUCAAUAAAACCGAACGGGACUUUGGCAGGAAUCCAAACUAUAUUAAAACCCAGAAAUAAAUGAUUCAAAGUAACC